AGAUGAUUUGUAAGGAGGAUGGAGGCGGCAGGCGCUCUCGCGAGUUUGGCUCCCUCCCCAAUCACUGUACUGGGGCUCAUACCACUUCUGGCUUUAGGCAUUACAUAUUUUCGGUACCAACAGUUCGACCCGGAAUCGUACAUCACCGACGUCAAUGCCGUGUUACCAAUCUACGACUUCAUAAUAGUGGGCGGAGGGUCAGCGGGAGCUGUUGUGGCGUCGCGGCUCUCCGAGAUCGGCAACUGGACGGUGUUGCUGCUAGAAGCUGGCAACGACGAAACGGAGAUUAGCGACAUCCCAGCCCUUGCCGGGUACACACAACUCUCCGAUAUCGACUGGAAGUUCCAAACGACGCCCUCCGCAAACAGAUCCUACUGCCUGGCCAUGAAUGCAGAUCGCUGCAAUUGGCCCAGGGGCAAAGUCCUCGGUGGUUCCAGCGUCCUUAACGCCAUGGUAUACGUACGCGGAAACCGCAACGACUACGACCUCUGGGAAGCGCUCGGCAACGACGGAUGGUCCUAUGAUCAAGUAUUACCCUAUUUCCUGAAGUCAGAAGAUAACCGCAACCCGUAUCUCGUCAAAACGCCUUAUCACUCAGACGGAGGGUAUCUCACAAUACAGGAAGCGCCUUGGCGAACCCCACUCGCUGUGACUUUCUUGAAAGCCGGUAUUGAAUUAGGUUACGAGAAUCGAGAUAUAAAUGGAGCGAAACAAACUGGUUUCAUGUUGACACAAGCGACGAUGAGACGGGGUAGCCGGUGUAGCACAGCGAAGGCGUUUCUGCGACCUGUCCGUAACAGAGAGAACUUGCACAUUGCCCUUGGCGCUACCGUCACGAGAAUACUGAUCAAUCCAGUCAAGAAGCAAGCUUACGGCGUGGAGUUCAUUCGCAACGGUCAGAAACAUAAAGUUAGAAUAAAGAGGGAAGUUAUUAUGUCAGCAGGAGCGAUAAUGACGCCAAAACUAAUGAUGCUGAGCGGAAUAGGCCCCGCGGAUCAUUUGCGAGAACACGGAAUACCUCUAGUAGCGAAUCUGAAGGUUGGUCACAAUUUGCAAGACCACGUCGGAUUGGGUGGACUGACUUUUGUUGUCAACAAACCUGUCACGUUCAAGAAAGACCGCUUCCAAACGUUCGCUGUUGCAAUGAACUACAUUUUAUAUGAAAAAGGACCAAUGACCACCCAGGGUGUAGAAGGACUGGCAUUUGUGAAUACAAAGUACGCGCCAACAUCUGGCAAUUGGCCUGACAUUCAAUUUCACUUUGCACCAAGUUCAAUUAACUCGGACGGUGGUGAACAGAUACGUAAAAUCUUGAACUUGCGUGACAGGGUGUACAAUACCGUCUACAAGCCUUUGGAAGAAGCUGAAACGUGGACUAUACUGCCUCUAUUACUGCGUCCUAAAAGUUCAGGUUGGGUGAAACUUCGCAAUCGAAACCCUUUCACACCACCCUCAAUUGAGCCUAAUUACUUCGCUUAUAAGGAAGAUAUCAAUACACUUAUCGAAGGUAUUAAAAUCGCCAUGGCUAUAUCAAACACGACAGCUUUCCAAAAGUACGGAUCACGACCACAUAACAUCCCAAUGCCUGGUUGUCAACACCACGUGCUCUUUAGUGAUGCUUAUUGGGAGUGUUCAUUGAAGCAUUUUACUUUUACAAUAUACCACCCAACAGGAACAUGUAAAAUGGGUCCUAAGCAUGAUCACGACGCGGUUGUUGAUCCAAGAUUAAGGGUCCACGGUGUCGCGAAUCUCAGGGUUGUGGACGCUAGUAUAAUGCCUACUAUUAUAAGCGGCAACCCCAAUGCUCCUGUAAUCAUGAUCGGCGAAAAAGCCUCCGAUAUGAUCAAAGAGGACUGGCUGGCCUUAUGACAGUGUUCAAACGAAAAUUGUGUGAUGGAAUCUUAAAAUACUCAGUCAAAAGGGCAGAUACUAUUUAUGUGAAAAUGCUCUUGCGUAGCUAAUAAUAACUUUAAAGAGUGUAAAUAAGUAAGGACUGUGUAAUUAAGACUACGAACGUUAUUAUUAUAAUCGAGUCUGUUAGAUUUAUGU
Messenger RNA from Hyposmocoma kahamanoa, 2049 nucleotides. RefSeq names its product glucose dehydrogenase [FAD, quinone]. The transcript is spliced from 2 exons. Gene Ontology annotation, molecular function: oxidoreductase activity, acting on CH-OH group of donors; flavin adenine dinucleotide binding. Lineage: Eukaryota; Metazoa; Arthropoda; Insecta; Lepidoptera; Cosmopterigidae. Bases 19 to 1869 code for a protein of 616 amino acids. The record is from RefSeq and is a predicted model, not a curated record.